Molecule: messenger RNA, 1573 nt
Organism: Ricinus communis (castor bean)
Lineage: Eukaryota; Viridiplantae; Streptophyta; Magnoliopsida; Malpighiales; Euphorbiaceae
Product: ribosomal RNA small subunit methyltransferase H
Exons: 5
Coding region: 132-1361 (409 amino acids)
Biological process (GO): rRNA base methylation
Molecular function (GO): rRNA (cytosine-N4-)-methyltransferase activity
Source: RefSeq, a predicted model, not a curated record
AAGUUUAGGGUUGUUAAAGUUCUGUUUAAAAUUUAAUUUGGUGCUUCUGGGAACAAGAAGAAGAUUGAAUGGAUGAAGUAACAAGAUAGCAAGCAGCUGGCUAGCUCAACCGGAAAACGACAACGGGCCGCAUGGCGAAGCAAAUGAUGCGGUGUUUGAUGUCUCUACCUCCAUUAUCUAGAGCUUCCCUUACUAUCACAGCUCAAAGAAGCAUAGCCACUGCUGCUGCUACUAAAAAGAAGAUAAAGAAGAGUGAAGAGAAAAAGAGAGCACAAUUUUUAGCAGUUAAGAGAGAGAAAGAGAAGCGGAGAACACGUUCUGAUAAAGAAUUUGAGUAUAAGGAAAAUGAUAAUCAUGUCCCUGUUCUGCUCGGUGAAGUUAUUGAUGUUUUCUCUUCUCUUCAUCUCCGUUCUUUCGUCGAUUGUACUCUUGGCGCCGCCGGCCAUUCCUCUGCCAUAAUAAAGGGUCACCCUGAAUUGGAAAACUAUGUUGGAAUGGAUGUUGACCCAGUUGCACAUGCAAAGGCUCGAGCUUGUAUUGAUGAUCUAAUGCAUUCUCAUUCUUGUCACCUGAAAGUACACACCUUCCUCAGCAAUUUUAAGCAUGUGAAACCUCUUCUUGCUGAGGUUGAUCCAAAUUUUUUUAAUUCUGGAGUGGAUGCUAUUUUGAUGGACCUUGGCAUGUCAUCUAUGCAGGUGAAUAAUCCUGAAAGAGGGUUUAGUGUUCUUGCUAACGGACCUCUUGACAUGCGGAUGGAUCCUCAGGCAAGUUUGAAAGCAGAAGACAUAUUAAAUUCCUGGCCUGAUACUGAAGUGGGCAGAGUUCUACGGGAGUAUGGGGAAGAAAGCAACUGGCAUUUGCUUCAGAAUAAGAUUGUUCAGGCUCGUCUGCGUGGUGGUUUGCAUACUACUGGUGAUCUGGUAGAUCUUAUUCGCAAUAUGACUCAUGGAACAAGAGGAGGGAGGCAAGGUUGGAUAAAGACAGCAACCCGGGUGUUUCAAGCUUUGAGGAUAGCUGUUAACGAUGAACUCGGCACACUGGAGAAGACCCUUAAUGCUUGUUUUGAGUGCCUUGCACCAGGGGGAAGGCUUGCUGUCAUCUCAUUUCACAGUUUGGAAGAUAGAAUUGUCAAACAAACAUUUCUAAAAGUUAUUGAAACUGGUAGAGGAGAUGGUGAUGCGGAUGAAGAAGAGAGAUUUGGAAGAGAUUCAAGAAAUUCAGAAGAAAUGUGGAUUAAAUCAGUUGUACAGGGUCGAAAUGGAAGAAUCCUUACCAAGAGACCCGUAACACCAUCAGAAGAGGAAGAAAGACUGAAUCGCCGGAGUAGGAGUGCCAAACUCCGGGUUGUGGAGAAAGUUUAGCAACAGAUGGAAUUAUAGCAUGGAAAAAGCAAUGGCAUUAUGCAUUAUCUGUGCCUCUACAUUUAUUCUUAACAGGAGGAUGAUGCCCACAGGGACGCCUUGUUUUGCAUUUCAGCUAUAGUAGUCCAUUAGUGAAAGCACGAUGUAACAAAACGAGUCGGGUUUUUCUGCCCCUGGAAAAGAAACAAGGCAUCAGUCCCAUGUCGUGAGCA